CGGCCACCGUCGGUCAAGAUGGCGGCGGGCAGCGACAGCGAGGAGGAGGAGGACCUGGUGAGCUACGGAGCGGCGCUGCAGCCCCUGCAGGAGGGUGAGCGGAUUAAGAAGCCGGUUCCUCUUCAAGAGCAGACGGUUAAGGAUGCAAAGGGGCGAUAUCAGCGUUUCCACGGGGCCUUUACUGGGGGCUUUUCUGCUGGUUACUUCAACACCGUGGGCACAAAGGAAGGAUGGACGCCCUCAGCUUUUGUCUCCUCACGGCAGAAGAGAGCAGACAGAACCACUCUUGGACCAGAAGACUUCAUGGAUGAGGAGGAUCUUAGUGAAUUUGGGAUAGCACCGAAAGAUAUCACAACCACAGAUGAUUUUGCAUCCAAAACUAAAGACAGAAUAAAAGAGAAAGCCAGACAGAUUGCAGGAGUAGUUGCUGCCAUUCCAGGAACCACUGCAUUCGAUGAUCUGAUAGGACCCUCAAAAAUAACAGUUGGAGUUGAACUCUUACGAAAAAUGGGCUGGAAAGAAGGACAAGGAAUUGGACCACGAGUCAAAAGAAAGCCAUGCAGGCAGAAACCUGAUCCUACAGUGAAAAUAUAUGGUUGUGCUUUACCACCUGGACUGUCUGAGGGUUCUGAGGAGGAAGAGGAUGAAUACCAGCCAGAGAAUGUGACCUUUGCCCCAAAAGAUGUCAUGCCUGUAGAUUUGACUCCUAAAGAGAACGUCCAUGGCCUUGGCUAUAAGGGUUUGGAUCCCUCACAAGCCUUGUUUGGUGUGUCUGGCAGAGAACACCUGAAUCUUUUCACAGCUGGUUCUGAAGAGACAAGCAACUUGCUUGGGGAUCUGAGACACAGUAAAGGAAGAAAACUGGGUAUUACAGGUCAGGCUUUUGGCGUGGGAGCUCUGGAGGAAGAAGACGAUGAUAUUUAUGCAACUGAUACCCUGUCAAAAUAUGAUACAGUUCUGAAAGAUGAGGAACCUGGGGAUGGCUUGUAUGGCUGGACAGCACCAAAGCAAUAUAAAUCCAAAAAAAGGCCUGAAAGAGACUUUAAAUAUAUAGGCAAAAUCUUGGAUGGUUUUUCCUUGGCAUCAAAAUCAUCAAUUCCAAUCAAGAUUUACCCACCACCUCACCUGCCCCGAAAUUACAGACCAGUUCAUUACUUCCGACCUGUGAUAGCAGCUGGGCAAGAAAACUCCCGUUUGCAGAAGGCACUGGAGGAAUCCACUGGGAAGCUGGGGAGUGAUCCAGCACAGCAGAGCAGGCACGCUUUGGAUGCAGCUCAGAGGAGGGAACUGCUGGGAGAGACUGGGCUGAAAGGUCCAGCUCCUUCUGUUUUGGAAUAUCUGUCUGAGAAGGAUAGAGAAAGACUCAGAGAAGUGAAACAAGCAUCUGAACAACAAAUGAAAGCAAAACCAGUGGCUCAGCAGCCCCAAAACAGAUUCCAGGCAGCCCCCCCAGAGGAUGCUGCUCCCAAAUGGCAAAUGCUGCUGGAGGGGCAGUUGGCAAAUGCUGGUUCCAGUGACUUCAAACCAUUUGCAAGAAAUCCAGAAAAACAAAAAAGAUACGAAAAUUUUGUGAAAAGUCUUAAACAAGGAGAAAAAGCAGAUGCCCUGGAGCGUUUUUUAGACCCCAACAUGACAGAAUGGGAGCGGGGCAGGGAGCAGGAGGAGUUUGUCCGUGCUGCCAUGUUCUACAGAUCCUCCAGUUCCACGCUCUCCUCCAGGUUCACUCGGGCCAAGUACGAAGAUGACGUUGACAAAGUCGAAGUUCCUCGAGACCAAGAGAAUGAUAUCGAUGAUAAGGAAACUGCUGUGAAGAUGAAGAUGUUUGGCAAACUCACAAGAGACAAGUUUGAGUGGCACCCUGACAAGCUGCUGUGUAAAAGAUUUAAUGUUCGUGAUCCUUAUCCUGAUUCUUCCAUAGUUGGUUUACCAAAAGUGAAAAGAGACAAGUAUUCUGUGUUUAACUUCUUAACUGUCCCUGAGCCCACCACGUCUGCAACUCCAACAACAAACAAACAAAUCCAAGAGAGUAACAGCCACAACAAACCAAAGAAACCUUCAAGGUGGGAUAUGUCGGAUAAAGAGAAGGAGAAGAGAGAUUCUAUCAGUGAAUUCAUUAGCCUUGCUAGAUCAAAAGCUGAUGUUCAGCAGCAGCCACCAGUGCCAGCUCCAGAAAAAUGUGCAACUGGGCCAAGUGAAACUCUUCCCACUGAGCAGGGAGCUAAUGAAAGAAAGGAUCAGGAGGAAGAAAGCAAACGACCACCCAUGGACUUAUUCAAGGCCAUCUUUGUGAGUUCCUCAGAUGAAAAAUCAUCUUCCUCUGAAGAAGAGAGUGAUGAGGAGCAGCAACCAACUACUUCAGUAACAGAGUCAGAAACCACCCAGCAAGUUGAUAAACAAACAGACAGUUCUUCCUCUGGGGUACAAGAGAGUGUGGCUGCUGCAGCUGAUCCUGGCACUUCUUCAUUGUCUACUUCAAAGCAGGAGCUGGAUGCAGCAGAGGAAUUUGGACCAAAGCUGCCUCCAGCUUUUUCUUCUGGUGCUGCUUGGCAAACAGUGGUGCCAGCAAGCUCUCCUGGGUCCAGCAGGAAAGAAAAGCAUAGGAAAACAAGAGAGAAGCACAAGGCAAAGAAAGAACAUAAACGUAAAAAAGAAAAGAAAAAGAAACAUAAGAAGCAGAAAAACAAAGGAAAACACAAGAAUAAAAAAUCAGAAAAAGAAAGCAGCUCAGACACUACCGAGAGCAGUGACAGCAGUGAUAUGGAUACCACAGGCCUGUCACCCAAAGAACUUCUAAGAAGAUUAAAACAACUUCAGUAUUGAAGAAGCCUCUUGCUUUCCUCAGUACUGUGGGACUUGAUCUCCAAUGUUUGAUCUCCUCCAUGAUGGUAGAUCAGUGGUGUAUAAUGUGAAGCACUAGAGAUACAGUAUUCAUAUUGAAUUUCUUUGAAAGUAAAUGUGCUUAUGUUUAUUUUGUGAAUGUUUCAUGUGUUCAAAAUGUAUGGAUUAUAGAGCAUUGAAAAGACCCCUUUCUGGGCAGCAUAAUCUGAAAUACCGCAGGCUCUGUUUUAAUUCAUUAAACAAAGCAUUUUAAUAAACUUUAAUGUUGUUAAAUGAG
Myiozetetes cayanensis is the source of this 3115-nucleotide messenger RNA. It is a transcript of the gene GPATCH1, whose product is annotated as G-patch domain containing 1. Gene Ontology annotation, cellular component: nucleus. Gene Ontology annotation, molecular function: RNA binding. The transcript is spliced from 20 exons. The record is from RefSeq and is a predicted model, not a curated record. Gene Ontology annotation, biological process: mRNA processing. The coding region runs from base 19 to 2820 and encodes 933 amino acids. Lineage: Eukaryota; Metazoa; Chordata; Aves; Passeriformes; Tyrannidae.